Molecule: messenger RNA, 2722 nt
Organism: Manis pentadactyla (Chinese pangolin)
Lineage: Eukaryota; Metazoa; Chordata; Mammalia; Pholidota; Manidae
Gene: YWHAB
Product: tyrosine 3-monooxygenase/tryptophan 5-monooxygenase activation protein beta
Exons: 6
Coding region: 169-909 (246 amino acids)
Biological process (GO): signal transduction
Cellular component (GO): cytoplasm
Source: RefSeq, a predicted model, not a curated record
CGGAAGUGGAGCUGCCGCCACCGCCGCCGCGGAUUCCGGAGCCGGAGUAGCUGUGCCUCCGCCGCCAGUGCCGCCGCUGCCUCCUGAGGAGUGGGCUUGGGAAGGAAGCCAUCUGUGCUCGGAGCUUCGCUCGCAACAGUCUUCGCCUCCUGCAGCUCUCCCACGGGAAUGACCAUGGAUAAAAGUGAGCUGGUUCAGAAAGCCAAGCUCGCCGAGCAGGCUGAGCGCUAUGAUGACAUGGCUGCGGCCAUGAAGGCAGUCACAGAACAGGGGCACGAACUCUCCAAUGAAGAGAGGAAUCUGCUCUCCGUGGCCUACAAGAAUGUGGUAGGGGCCCGCCGUUCUUCCUGGCGAGUCAUCUCCAGCAUUGAACAAAAAACAGAGAGGAAUGAGAAGAAGCAGCAGCUGGGCAGAGAGUACCGUGAGAAGAUCGAGGCAGAGCUGCAGGACAUCUGCAGUGAUGUUCUGGAGCUGUUGGACAAAUACCUUAUUCCCAAUGCUACACAACCAGAAAGUAAGGUGUUCUACUUGAAAAUGAAAGGAGAUUAUUUUAGAUAUCUUUCUGAGGUGGCAUCUGGAGACAAUAAACAAACCACUGUGUCGAACUCCCAGCAGGCCUACCAGGAAGCAUUUGAAAUUAGUAAGAAAGAAAUGCAGCCUACACACCCAAUUCGACUUGGGCUUGCACUUAAUUUCUCAGUUUUUUACUAUGAGAUUCUAAACUCCCCUGAAAAGGCUUGCAGCCUGGCGAAAACGGCAUUUGAUGAAGCAAUUGCUGAAUUGGAUACACUGAAUGAAGAGUCUUACAAAGACAGCACCCUGAUCAUGCAGUUGCUUAGGGACAAUCUCACUCUGUGGACGUCAGAAAACCAGGGAGAUGAAGGAGAUGCUGGGGAGGGAGAGAACUAAUGUCUAUCGUGCUUUGUGAUCUGUUCAGUGUCACUCUGUACCCUCCACAUACAUCCCUUUGUGCGAUAAAAAAAAAAAAAGUCGUAUGUCGACUUUCGAUUUUUCACAGCCUCAGCCUAGCAAAAAUGGUCCAUGGGAUAAAGCUGGUAUUUGUAUCUAAAUCUCAAGAUUGGUCACAUAAAUGCCACGGCAUUCUGAAGUUUUGAUUUUGAUUAACAGGAUUACUGUGUGUUUAAUUUUUUUUUUAACUGAACACUGUGAUUAUGGGGUUUUGUAACUUAACAGAACUCUUAACUGGUAGAAAAAGUAGACCCAAAUUAUGUGUAACUUUUUGGAAAGUUUAAUCUGAUAUCAAAAUAAUCACUGAAACAGUUCCAUUGUAAAGUUGUACAGAAAGUUAUAGAAAUUAUAUUGUGACGCUGGGACUUGGAGUGGGGCACCCUUGGUUGGCAUUUGAGUUCAUGGUAGUUGAUAGUAAUUCUGCCUGUGUUCAGGGUUUAUGGACAUUUGCCAGUUUGGGCUGUUGCCACUCAAAAGUCCGUGACAGCAAAAUGUCCAUAGUGUCAUCUUCUGAGGAAACUCCAAGCCUGAGAUUGAAGUUCUUUGUGACAGAUAACUGGGUUAUAACACCAUGAAAAGGCCCAGUGCUUGUAUAACCCUGUGACUAAACCCCCUUGAUUACAGCAAUGUGUUACUGAUAACAUGUGCUUCAGGAGUGGGAUCUGUUCUUAUCACCACAGGCUAAAAAGUAAAAAGCCCUGUAUGUUACAACGGCCUUACCUGUUACCUGGAUAAUACCUUUAAAAAUAAUGAUCUGCAGAGAUUGCCUUUCAUUUGAGGAGUGCUUAGUCAGAGUUCUCCCUAGCUUGGGGCUUUUAAAUUUUGAAAUCUAAACAUUCUUUCCCACUGUCCUUUUUGACAUUGACUUUGGUUUUCUCUUCCUUCUUUAAAUUUCUGUCCUGCUUCCUUACAUUUUUUUUCCUUUUGAAUUUUAUCUUUGUCUUUUGUUUUUAAUACUGCAUGGGCAGGGGUAGGGGGCCUGGAGGGGUGAGAGAACUAGUGAACACUUUGGUGAGCAGGCCUUGCUUCAGACAGUUGUGAAGAGCUUCAGCACCAUAGCUCAGUCUUCUUCCAGUUCUCAACACGGUUGCUCUUAAGUCAUGCCAAGAUCUGGAUCAAAAAGGUAUUUUUGAAUGUCUAUGAUUUCUCCUGUACUGCAGCCCUGAUAGUGCUUGUUAGUUCCUGUCACUGAAUCUCCCACAUGUACUCAUCCAGCCAAGUUAGCAGAUACGUUUAAACGAGACUCUGUAAUGCAGGGAAGUUACAUGGGGAGAGUCAAGAACAGCCCAGCCUACCAGUCUCACAGUAGCCCUCUCAACCUUUAACAUUACACGUAGCUGUAGUGUCCAUCUGCUGAAAUGAGAAAAGAGACGUUCAUGCACUGAUUUAAAACAAACCAAAAAAAGAAAGAAAAAAAAAAACCCUCUCCUUUCUAGCUGAAAAAAAAAUGUGCAGUUAAUCCUUGGCGCUUGAAAAUGCAGUAGUGAAUGUGGAACGAGCCUGUCUGUAUAUCUGGUAGCUCUUGCUUUGUUUUUCCUUACUGGUAUUCUGCCUCACGUUUGCUUCUGUGAUGGUUAUAUUGCAUAGCAAGCACACCCGUGGUUGUGAAAAUAGUAUAGAAAAAAUAGAAAAAUCCCUGGUUAUUAAUGUACUGGAUUUGUGUAUGUCUUUUAAACAGUUCUAGUUUCCACCUUACACAGAAUAAUCAGGAGAAGUGUAAAAAUUCAAAAGUGAAAUAAAAAAUUUUAUCAGU